Molecule: messenger RNA, 2047 nt
Organism: Dunckerocampus dactyliophorus (ringed pipefish)
Lineage: Eukaryota; Metazoa; Chordata; Actinopteri; Syngnathiformes; Syngnathidae
Gene: rab14l
Product: RAB14, member RAS oncogene family, like
Exons: 8
Coding region: 118-765 (215 amino acids)
Biological process (GO): defense response to bacterium; endocytic recycling; Golgi to endosome transport
Cellular component (GO): Golgi apparatus; phagocytic vesicle; trans-Golgi network
Molecular function (GO): GTP binding; GTPase activity
Source: RefSeq, a predicted model, not a curated record
UGUGCGGCGAGCGGCCAUCUUGGAUAAGGCAGCUCCUACUUGAAGCCAGGAUAACCCGUAAAAACCUCCUCCGAAUAGCUCAACUCCAACGUCUUAAAGCUUCAUUUCUGAGCCACGAUGGCCACCGCACCAUACAACUAUUCCUACAUUUUUAAAUACAUCAUUAUUGGGGACAUGGGGGUAGGGAAGUCAUGUUUGCUUCACCAGUUCACAGAAAAGAAAUUCAUGGCAGACUGCCCCCACACGAUCGGCGUAGAGUUCGGCACAAGGAUAAUUGAGGUGAGCGGCCAGAAGAUCAAGCUGCAGAUCUGGGACACGGCCGGACAAGAACGCUUCCGGGCGGUGACCCGCUCCUACUACCGUGGCGCGGCGGGGGCACUGAUGGUGUAUGACAUCACUAGGAGAAGCACAUACAACCACCUCAGUAGCUGGUUGACUGAUGCCAGAAACCUCACCAAUCCCAAUACCGUGAUCAUUCUCAUAGGAAACAAAGCCGACCUGGAGGCCCAACGAGACGUCACGUACGAGGAAGCAAAACAGUUUGCAGAGGAGAACGGUCUGCUUUUCCUGGAGGCCAGUGCAAAAACAGGUGAAAAUGUGGAGGACGCCUUCCUGGAGGCGGCCAAAAAGAUUUACCAGAACAUCCAGGACGGCAGCCUGGACCUGAAUGCCGCCGAGUCGGGCGUCCAGCACAAGCCGUCGGCCCCACAAGGUGGCCGAUUAACCAGCGAACCACAGCCUCAGAGGGAAGGCUGCGGCUGCUAAUGACCAAGCAAGGACAUCCCCUUCUUGUCCCUUUUUGUCUGACCUCCCUCAUCUGCAUCGGAGGAGGGCUGGAUGACAUCUGUCCCUCCUUAAAACCCCCCCUCAGUGUUUUGUUUGCUCCUCUUGCACCAAUCAGCUCCCCUUCGUCCAUUAGACGGCACAUUAAUUAAUUACAUGGUUACUGUCACUGCGAUACUGUUUUUUUUUUUUUUUAAGUGUGCUUUUAUAGCUCUAAAAAGACAACUUCUGUAUGAAUUAGACCUACUUCUUACAUUCCUGUAAGAAGGUGGCUUUUAAUUAAAUGUCACCAAGAUGUGAGCAGAAGCAGGAUUUGUCUCUAGUGGAAGGAAUACUGUGUGCGUGUGGAAAGACUUAAAUUAAAAUGACAUCUUUAUAUUUUUGUUUUUAAAAAUGCUUCAUAGUCAUAUCACAAGCACCAUUGUUUGUUGCCUUAUUUUUAUUAUAAUAAAUCCUCAUUGUUGGGCUGCUCCUAACACCCAAUUUAGACUUUGAACUGAAUCUAAGACGGGUCGUCUUAUAUGCGGGGCAGUCACAUUUAAAAGCAGCAUGGCCUUGACUUCACACGUCAAACCUUUAAUGUGAAAUGGCCACCUUGUAUUAUAAGAAUAAAGUGCACCAAGCAGCAUGCCCUGCUUCCUUUUAAACAGAACAUCAAAUCCCAAUUACUUCUUCCUAGUUUGGACAGCUGUAAAUAUAAAUAUUGCUAAUUAUUUGCUGGCCGUGUACAGUUGAUGUGCUAGUAGUGGGUUGCCUGUAAUUCACUGCAUUCUGGGGACAUUCUGUAACAUAGUUUCUAUUAUUAAUAAUAAAUGUAUGUAGACACACACAAACACACCCUCACUAAGACCACCAUCCAUCCGCACACUACUGAACUUGCCGGAUUCUGUAUUACAAAACUUGUAUUUAUGUCUAACAUUUAACUCUCUGCUUUGUACAGAGUCGACACUUUUUGUUUAUAUAUUAUAUUUUCCCCCACCUGAUACGUGGGGAGGAGUCCUGCAUCGCUGUCUUAACUCUUUGCUAGUGGGUAAGUCGAUGGGGUCGUCCUUUUCCCUUUUGCUGUCUUGAGUGACCACUUCCUGCUUUUGUCUGUCCAGAAGAAAGAAAAACCAACGUACAUAUGUAUAAACUUUUGAAAGAAACAGGAGCCGUGCUAACAUUUAAAUGCAUUCUUUUUGCGUGUAUGAUUUUAAAAUGUUGACAUUUUGAUUUAAUGACAAAAAAAAUUAGACGGAAAAGAAAAAAUAAAUUAUACAUAACC